AGCUUGGCGAUCGUUGACAAUUAUUUCUACAGCAACCCCCCACCGUACACCUUGCUCGAAAUUAUCACCGGUUUUAUAUUCAUUCCGCACUAUGCACUACACGUUUUUCACUUUCACAACUAUUAUGAAGUCUUGCAAUGUGACUUAAUAUAGCGCUACUAUUAAUAUAGCCAAUGCCAUGCGUAUUCUCUUAGAAUAGUUUCAUUCCUAUUCAUUUCUUAAAUUAUAUUACAUUUCAUUUUGAAGGAGUAUUUUCGAAACCAUUCCUAAAAAAAAGACAGCUGGUUAGUUUCAUACACAUGGCAUGUUUGAAUAGGGCGGCAUGGCAAAUUGUACUGUAGCUUACUGACAUUCUUAACAUGCCAUAGACAUGAAAUGGAUUGAAAUAACACGACAUGAAAUGGAUUGAUAACACUUGCUGAAGUCUUAAAAUUAAAAAAAGAAUAAAAAUGACUCACUCUUUCGAAUAAAAAAUAAUAUUUUAUAAAAGUAACUUUUCUCCAAAGGAUUAUGUUUUCAAACCUUCCUCAUUGCAUAUGAGAUGAACUAUCUUUUGAUGUUGUUGUUGUUGGUGAUGUUACCGCCUUCAUCCUCAGCCCUCGGUACAUUUGAACUACAAAUCUUGAGUAUACAUAACUACAGGGGUGAGGUGGCGGAUGGUUCUUGCUGCGGUGGUUUCCGCUCGGACGAUGGGUCUUGUCCAUUGCCCUGUAAGACUGCCUUCCGACUUUGUCUGAAAGAAUACCAAACUGAUGUGAAAACAAGUGGCGUCUGCACAUUUGGUAAUCAGUCUACUGAAGUAGUGGCUGCAAAUUCAUUUUCUGUAGAAUCUCAACCCUCCAAAGAAGUUAUUCUAAAAUUACCUUUUACAUUCAGGUGGACGAGAUCAUUUACUUUCAUAUUGGAUGCAUUGGAUAGUGUGAAUGAAAAUGCUUUCCGAAUAAUUGAACGCAAAGUAUAUUCUGGAAUAAUUCUACCCAGUACAGAAUGGCAUACACUAGUUUAUAGGGGUAGUGCGGCCAAGAUCAAUUUCCGUAUCAGAGUGGUGUGCGGUCCUUAUUAUUACAACAGCACCUGUACAGUAUUCUGUAAGGCAAGGAAUGACAAGUUCGGACAUUACACCUGCGACGAGAAGGGAGAAAAAAUAUGUUUAGAAGGAUGGAAGGGGGAGACCUGUGAACAAGCUGUGUGUAAAGAAGGGUGUCAUGCUGAACAUGGAUACUGUGAACAGCCCGGGCAAUGCCUGUGCAGACAUGGAUGGAAAUCUGAGUUGUGUGACAGGUGCGUCCCUUAUCCAGGAUGCAAACAUGGCUACUGCAGUGGAAAUCCGUGGGAGUGCAUAUGCGAAGUGAAUUGGGGAGGCAUCAUGUGCGAUCAAGAUUUGAAUUAUUGUGGAAAUCAUCAUCCUUGUCAAAAUUCUGGAUUAUGUGAAAAUAUAGCUCCGGAUGCGUACCGGUGCACGUGCUCUCAAGGUUUUUCCGGAACUAACUGUGAAAUAGAUAUCAAUGAAUGUGAUGCUUCUUCAUGUUUAAAUGGAGGUACUUGCAUUGAUCUCGUGGAUGGUUAUCGUUGUCUCUGUUCUCCUGGAUGGGAGGGCGCCACUUGUCAAAAAGAUAGUGACGAGUGUGAGGAAGAGCCGUGUGUGAAUGCAGUGAGAUGUGAAAAUCACGAUGGUUCAUACGAAUGUCUGUGUCGAGAGGGAUGGGAAGGAAAGAAUUGCACCCUCAACAUAGACGAUUGCAUCGGACACUGCCAGAAUGGUGCAACAUGCAUCGAUUUGGUCAACGAUUACCACUGUGCUUGCCUUCCAGGAUUCACCGGCAGGGAUUGUCAGACCAACAUCAAUGAAUGUGCCAGCAACCCUUGCACCAAUGGUGGAGAAUGUGUGGACUUGAUUUUCGGUUUUCGUUGCAUUUGUCCAGUUGGAUACAAAGGAAUACGAUGCGAGGUGGACGUGGAUCUUUGCAAUCCCGAUCCUUGCCAAAAUGGUGCUUCCUGUUUCAACAUGAAUACAGAUUAUUAUUGCCAUUGUCCAGAUACAUAUUUUGGAAAGAAUUGUUCUUAUACUGAAGGAAUUGACAGCUGUUUAGCGUCUAUCAAUUCAACAGGUGGUUCGCAUUUUGUGAGGAGCAACGUUUGCGGUGAGCAUGGAAAAUGCAUAAGCGAACCAUUUUCAGAUUUUAGCUGCGUUUGUGAUCCUGGAUUUACGGGUCGUUAUUGUCACGAAAACAUCAAUGAUUGUGCAUCUCAUCCCUGUCGAAAUGGUGGAACUUGCAUGGAUGGAAUAAAUUCUUAUUAUUGCAUCUGUCCAGACGGAUGGGAAGGAAUGACAUGCAAUGUUGAUAAAAAUGAAUGUGAUUCGAGCCCGUGUCUGAAUAAUGGAACAUGCAUCGAUGCAGAAGCAGGAUUCUGGUGUGAAUGCAAGCAGGAAUGGAAAGGAAAAACAUGCCAUUUGAAACACAGUCACUGUGAUCUCACAACGUGUCAUAAUGGUGGUAGUUGCCGUGACAUAGGGGAUACAUUUCACUGCACAUGCGCAGAUGGAUGGACAGGACAUUCUUGCCACAUUCGUAUAAAUCCUAGUUGCAAAUCGAAUCCUUGUCAAAAUGGAGGAACGUGUGUGAACAGUGAGAACAGUUUCGUGUGCAUAUGCAGAGAUGGAUAUGAAGGACCCACAUGCCAAUACAAUGUGGAUGACUGUAAACCGAAUGCCUGCUACAAUGGAGGUCAUUGCAUCGAUGGUAUCAAUUGGUUUCUCUGUGAAUGCAGAUCUGGAUUCACGGGACCUGAUUGUCGGAUAAACAUUAAUGAAUGUGCAUCAUCACCAUGUCAAGGAGGAUCGACGUGUGAAGACGGCAUCAAUGAUUUCCGAUGCCUUUGUCCAUCAGGCAAAACUGGUAAACUCUGUGACGUGGAGUUAGAAGAGAUAAAUUAUUUUGCAGAAGUGAAAAAAUCGUGUGAGUUUCAAGGUGAAAUUAAAAGUGAAGGCAGCCAAUGGCAAUACGAAUGCAAUAGCUGUUUCUGUCAAUAUGGAAAAGUUAUAUGUUCAAGGGUUGCCUGUGAAAAGAAAGUGUGCGAUCCCCGAAAUCCUUUUGAUGAAUGUCCAUCCGGUCAAACGUGCGUUCCAAAUUUCUGUUCUUCCCUUCCUUGCCUAAUAAAGGGUCAAUGUUUAUCAGAAAAAAGUAUUCAUCUGUAUUUAUCGGAUCAUUUAUCGCCGCCACAUUGUCAACCAUUCAACUCAAUUGUAUCAAAUAAGUGCGCAAAAUUAUCCAUUCAAUUCGAAGGAGGAAUAAUGCCAUUAUUUUUGAACACUGCUAAACUGUGUUUGGAUGUACAGAAAUUUAUCUGGUCCUUGGUAACUAUACCCGUAUUUGCUCAAUGCGCUGAAAAGCAGAACACAAUUGAAAUAACAGUGUCUACUGAAAUGAAAGGACUUCAAAACAUAAUUCAGAAUGUGGAAGAGUUUAUUCAGAAAAAUCUGGCAUCGCAAGUCACGGCAGAAACAUUCAUCACUUCAACCUCUCUCUCAGAAGGUGAUCAACGAUAUGUCGUACUUUUAGUGACGCUAGGGACGGUGGCCUUUGUACUGAUUGCAAUCACCGUGGUGGCGUACCGACAUUUUUACACACUGAGCCAUUGCUAUGAAAGUGAAAUGGUGGAAUCUAGGAAUAAUGAAAACAUUGACAAUUGGAUGAGAUACUUGGACAAGCUCAAACCACCUUCAGAUGAAAGUAUAAAUGAUUUGAACAACGAGCCAAGCAAGGCAAUGAAGACUGAAACGAAUGCAGUUUUUAAUGAGUCUUUUGAGAAGAACUUUCAAAGAAAUGACUUUAAUCUGUACGCUUUUAAUCACAAAGAAAUAAUCAUUUAAUAAAUAAACACAUUUCAAAACAA
Molecule: messenger RNA, 3894 nt
Organism: Parasteatoda tepidariorum (common house spider)
Lineage: Eukaryota; Metazoa; Arthropoda; Arachnida; Araneae; Theridiidae
Product: protein jagged-1b
Biological process (GO): Notch signaling pathway; multicellular organism development; cell communication
Cellular component (GO): membrane
Molecular function (GO): calcium ion binding; Notch binding
Source: RefSeq, a predicted model, not a curated record